AUGCCUGGGUGGGUGCCCUGGGGAAGGGCUGUCUGUGGGGAUUCUCACACCAUCUGGUUUUCUCACAGGACAGAGCGGGAUGCCUCCAACUGGUCCACAGAGCGGCUGAAAACUCUCCUCCUGCCUGUCAGGGUGGAGAGUGAGGAAGGGGCUUGUGAGGUGACAGAAGUGAGCAAACUGGAUGGAGAGGCCUCCAUUAACAACCGCAAAGGGAAACUUAUCUUCUUCUAUGAGUGGGCUAUCAAGCUGGCAUGGACCGGCACCUCAAAGACAGGAGUGAAAUACAAAGGUUAUGUGGAGAUUCCUAACCUCUCAGAUGAAAAUGACAUCGAUGAAGUUGAGAUCCACGUCAGCCUUGCUAAAGAUGAGCCUGACACUAACUUGAAGACCCUGAUGAAGCAAGAGGGUGCCAAAAAAAUAAGAGAUGCAAUGAAAACAUACAUCAGCACUCUCAAAACAGAAUUCACCCAGGGCAUGAUUUUGCCCACAGUGAAUGGUGAACAUAUGGAAACAACACCUCAGGUGGCUCCUAAAGCGGAAGACCGCAAGACGGCUGCUAGCAGCAGUACUGCCACAUCGCAAUCCAAAUCCGUAGGAGUCAAGAUCCCUACGUGUAAGAUCAGCUUGAAGGACACCUUCUUAACAUCUCCUGAGGAGCUCUACCGGGUAUUCGUUACUCAGGAGAUGGUCCAAGCUUUCACCCACGCACAAGCCACCUUGGAGGCUGAUAAAGGAGGCAAGUUUCAGUUACUGGAUGGCAGUGUCACAGGAGAGUUUGUUGACCUAGUCCCUGAGAAGCAACUUGUUAUGAAAUGGAGAUUUAAAUCUUGGCCAGCUGGGCACUUUGCAACAAUUACCUUGAACUUCACUGACAAAGGUGGCGAGACGGAGGGGCGCUUGGAAGGCAAGGGCAUUGCCAGUGAGGAGGAAAGAACAAAGCAAGGCUGGCAGCGCUACUACUUCGAGGGCAUUAAACAGACAUUUGGCUAUGGUGCCCGCUUGUUUUAAUACUGGUUGCUGGGAAGGCUGUGCCUGAAGACUCUGCCACGUGGACUGAUAAAUUUCUCACCUGUCCCUUUGUAAUCUUGGCCCUGCUGCCGAGUAAAGUGGGAUGACAGGUGAUAAGGAAGGCCAUUGAGCAGCACCACUUUCAGUCCUCACUGCUUUGUGCAUGUCUCGUGCUGCAGGGGAUUCUCUUACAUGUACAUACUUCUAUUGCUAAAUAAACCUAACUUAAAAAAAA
Pygoscelis adeliae (Adelie penguin) is the source of this 1243-nucleotide messenger RNA. It is a transcript of the gene AHSA1, whose product is annotated as AHA1, activator of heat shock 90kDa protein ATPase homolog 1 (yeast). The record is from RefSeq and is a predicted model, not a curated record. Gene Ontology annotation, cellular component: cytosol. Gene Ontology annotation, biological process: positive regulation of ATP-dependent activity; protein folding. NCBI's taxonomy places the organism in Eukaryota, Metazoa, Chordata, Aves, Sphenisciformes, Spheniscidae. Gene Ontology annotation, molecular function: ATPase activator activity; protein-folding chaperone binding.